AUGGUCAGUCAAUCAAUCACUUAAUUCAUCACUUCACACAGGCGAUUGAAUCCCCCACCCACUGGACUGGAUGGCUUGCCUGUCUGCCUGCCUGCCUUGUGAGUGCGGUGCAGGUUGCGCGGCCAUUGUCAGUCAUACUCUCGCACCAUGUCAUCCCCACACACACUCGGACACGCACCCUCUCUCUCCUCCCUCUGUGUGUGUGUGUGAGUGCAGCGACUGUGCACGGGGCUGCGAAGCGGAGCCCGCGUGCAUGGCGUGAACCUACUCCAAGAAGCUGGGCUGCUACAUCAAAUCCUCCGACGCCGGCAGGCGGCACGUGCCGCCAAACGAUCAGAACUACUUCGUCAGCGGCAAAAAGUACAGCUACGACUGCGACAGAGGUUUGCAUACACACCACACUACACCCUCUCUAUCAGAGAGAGGUUGACGGAUGAAUCGAUGGGUGGGUGCAGGCGGGCUCGUGUCGCCGUGCUAUGAGUACAACGUGGCGGGGCUGUUCGUCACGCCCCGCAGCCACAACAGGAUCGGCAUCGAGAACACCACCACCGAGGGCUGCCAUGACAUCUGCAAGGGGGUCAGACACACACACACACACACACACGCACACAGCUGGUUUCCACACGUGACUGUCCUGUGUGUUGGUGUGCAGAUUCCCGGUUGUCUGAUGUUCACCUGGUUCCACAAGUACCCCCGUGACCAGAAGGUCGUCGACGGCGUGUGCUUCCUAUUCGGCAACAAAGACAGAAAAAUCUGCCACCCAGGCGCCGUACGCUACAAACCACACAUCCAUCCAUCCAUCAAUCCAUCCAGCUGUGUGGGUGUGUGUGUGCAGGUGACAGGAUGGGUGGAGUCCCAUGACUGCGGCCCCCAGGAGGGCUCAUCCUUCCCUCCCCCGCCGCUGCCCCCAAUGACGCACGACUGGCAGCACCUCUCGCCGGCAGACCCCUCGCUCUACUACGGCCUCCCCACCGACCCUGACUCACGAGCUCUCGGCAAGAAGGGCAGCAGAGGGGAGCGGAGCUACCACAGGGGCGACUUGGGAGCUCCGCCUUACCUGACCAAGGAGCUGAGGUACCAGGUCCGCUUCAACGAGCUGGCGAGGAAGCAGAACGAGAACUGUGGAUGUUACCACUUGGUGGGGACACACAAACACACACACACGCACACACACACACACACAGAGACGGACAGACAGACAGACUCACACACAGAGUCUGUCUCAUGUGUGUGGUGGCUGUGUGUGUUGUCUACAGGGGGUGCAGCCUGACCCCAGCACCGCUGUCGUGCUUUCCAACAUGCAGCUGUGAGCGACCACACACGAAUGGAGUGCCCACACACAGACACACACAACGAUUGCAAGUAUGUCUGUGGCUGUGCGUGUCUGUGCAGCUUGUACUUUCCUCCCGAGCAAUGUCAGAGCCUUUGUCAGGCGGACCGGGAGUGCGAUGCCUUCAGCAGCAUGCGCUUCCAGUGCCUCCUGUGGAAAAACGUCACACGAUGGUCACUUGACCAGGUGGAACCCAUAUCCAUCAGUGGGCCCAAGUGGUGCCCCGGCGCACUCCUUGGUAAGGGGGGCGGAUGGCCGGGUGGUGGUUCGGUUUCUUACCAACACAGGCAAAGCAUCAUUACUUUCGUGUGGUGUGUGUGUGAUUGUGUGGUUUUCAGAACAAGGGUAUGUGUGUGGGGUGGAGCACUAUCGGCAACGUUUCACCUCGCUAGCGUUGCUCCUCCUGCGGGUACCCGACGUCACAAUGCCAUACGGCCAACCCUGCUCUUUUGAGGUCAGCGGCGCACACACACAGACACACACACACACACACACACAGAGAGAGAGAGAGAGAUGAGGUCGUAUGAGUGCAUUCACCAUGUGUGUGUGGGCUGUGCGUUGUGCAGAUCGACAGCCGUCCCUUGGUUGCCGUGUUGAUUGUGGUGAUGGUGGUUCUCUUGAGCGUCGGUCUCGCAUACCACAGCAAGAAGCGCCACUCAGGCACCGUAAUCUGGCGAGUUGUCGCGGCGGUCCUGGCUGGACUCGCAUCAAUCGUCCACAGUGAGCUCACACCCAGAGAGAGAGAGAGAGACAGAGAGAGAGAGGAAUGGGUGGCUGAUGGUUCUGUCCGUGUGUGUGGUGUGCAGUUGUGUUUGUGGCGUCUCUGUUUCGGUUCGGCAGCGGAGCCGGUCUGGUGUUUUGGGUCGGCUGUGCGCACUUCCUCUUCCUCAUCCUCUUCAACGAAGCCAGCGUCGUCAUUGUCAAUCUCGCAUGGGUAAGUAUGUGAGUGCUGGUUGAUCCUUUUCACUCACACACACAAACUGCGCGUGUGUGUGUCCGUGUGUGUGUGUGCUGUGCAGGUGACACGGCACACGACGUACCGCACUCUGUUCCAGCACCGGCACAAGCCGGCCAAGGUGACGACGCUGGCAGACAUCCGUGUGGACGACAAGGCCACCACCACCAUGGCCACCCCCACCCCUCUGCCAACGCCACCCCCCAGCCGCAGCACGUCGGCCGUCAAAAAGGGCUUCACCACUGAAGCCUCAUUCCAACACCAGCAGCAUGAUGACGAGCAUCAGCACCAUGCGCACGAGCCCAAGGAUCAGACAGAUGACGUCUGCCUGUCGGGCGCCAUAGCCGCGCCGUCCUUUCAGAUGCACAUGCACAUGAACGCUCCCCCAGAGGCCGAUUCGUCCCGGUGCGUCUUCCCCUCCAUCCUUCAAGCGCUCAAGGCCCAUCCCAGCGCUCCAAUCGCCGCUGAAAGCAGCCCAGACUCACCACCUCCACUACUGCCGCUGCCAGUGCCGCAAUCCCUGCCUGCUGCCAGCCACGCCGCCACGCUAGAGCAACGAGCAGAGAAGCCCCCCAAGCCGACCCUUUCGGACAUCCAUGAGGACUCCCAGAGAACCACCCUGGCACCAGAAACAGGCCGCUCGACCUUCUGCCCAUUCACCACAUCAGCCUUCGAGCCCGCCACCAGUGCCACUCCCACUGCAACCGAGGAGAAAAGCGUCGAGCGCGAGAGCAGUGUUGCCAGCAAAGCAGCGGAGGGGGACGGGAAGCGCGGCGUGCGGUGGGGCAGGGCGCUCACUCAGGAUGAGUGGGAGGGCGAGGAGGAGGCCCGCGCUUUCGGCCCCAUGUUCGUGUCCGUCCUGUUCGGCUCGUUUCUCAGCGUGGGGGUGCUGCACGUGUGCUGGAGCUCCCUCUUCUCCCUGCCCUUCUUCUCUAUCCCUGUGUCGGCCACCGCUUUUGAGACCUUUGAGCUGCUGUCCCUCGUCGGGGAUGGGCCCUUCCUCGCCAUUCAGGUGCGUAUGUGGGGGGGUGGAUGGCACACACCGGGACUGAUUUGUGUGUGUGUGUGUGUGCCUGUGUGUGUGCAGCUGCUGACAGUGUUCUUGAGCAGCCGUGACGGGUACUUUGCGGACUCGGUGCCGCCGGUGGCGCUGGCAGCGAUCCUCCUGUCAGCGGGCAACAUAGGGGGUGUGGUGGUGCGGUUCGCAUGGUCUCGGAUCAGACGAGCCACCAAACACAAAUAA
This is a messenger RNA of Vitrella brassicaformis, 3528 nucleotides long. Lineage: Eukaryota; Vitrellaceae. The record is from the annotation of a GenBank genome assembly.